Molecule: messenger RNA, 4035 nt
Organism: Teleopsis dalmanni
Lineage: Eukaryota; Metazoa; Arthropoda; Insecta; Diptera; Diopsidae
Exons: 2
Coding region: 1-4035 (1344 amino acids)
Biological process (GO): DNA integration
Molecular function (GO): nucleic acid binding
Source: RefSeq, a predicted model, not a curated record
AUGCUAGAGUUUUGCUAUGAUCCUGAAAAUAAUGUCACAUUUGAAUCAUGGUACAAGCGUUAUAAAUCAGUUUUCACUAUAGAAGCAGCACAUCUCACUGAGCCGACUAAGGUUCGAUUGCUCACUAGCAAAUUAAAAAAUUUGGAUUUCGAGCAAUAUGCAAACUCAAUCUUACCAAAGGAACCCCAUGAGCUUACACACAUGCAAACGGUUGCCAAACUCUCGUCUAUUUUCGGAUAUCGCCAACCAAAAUUUUCUCAGCGCCAAAAAUGUCUUACAAUUUCAAAACAGGAUUACGAAGAUUUUGCUCAGUACGCAGCUCGCGUCAACAAACAUUGUGAAAAAUUUGACAUCGUUAAUUGUACUCCCGAUGAGUUUAAAGCACAAAUCUUUGUUAAUGGCUUGAAGAGUUCACACGAUUCGUUAAUACUUGAGAAAUUCCUUGCAAGACUCGACAAUGAAUCAACACAGUUUGGUGCACUUCAGACACAGGCGCAAAAGGAUGCUUUCAUGCACUUAACACUUCAAGACCUCACUAAUGAAGCUGAACGUAUAAUCUGUCUGAAGCAAGACAAAUACACUGUCGUCCAGCCAUCUUCAAGUUCAGAAGUUUUUACAAUUCACCAUCGAUAUCAACGCAAAAAUGAAUCAUUACUAUCAAAUUCUUCAACAAAAGACGAAACUUCGAAACCACCAACGCCAUGUUGGUGUUGUGGAGGUCUUCAUUGGGUUAAAGAUUGUCCAUUUAAAGGCAAAGAAUGUUCAACAUCCAAUCAAGUUGCGGAAAAAAAAUCUCAGCCUGACACAUCAUGUGUAAAGAAAAUUGACGAAACUAACAGACCGCAGCAGCAUCGUAGGUAUGUCAGACCAAAUCUCAAUGGAUCUACAAUUAAACUCCAACUUGAUACCUGGUCGGACAUAACAAUUAUUUCCAAAUCGAACUGGACCAAACUUGGCCAGCCAACCCUACAAACUACUAAUAAAAAAGCUGGCGAUGCUUCUGGAAAUGUAAUUCCUCUUCUUGGCAGCUUUGCUUGUGUUGUGAACCUAAAUGGAAGAGAGGAAUAUGAUGUGUGUUAUGUCACACCACUUAAGUUGAACGUGUUUGGAAUUGAUUGGAUAACGACAUUUGACUUAUGGUCAGUGCCUAUCAGUUCCUUUUGCAAAGCAAUCCAACUAACUAGUAGCGAUAAGUUAAACGAUAAAAUAAAGGCUAGAUUUCCGUCUCUCUUUUCUAAAGACCUUGGCUGCAGUACGAAGACCCAAGCGACUCUGAGGCUAAAAGAAGGAGCGCGACCCGUUUAUCGUAACGCUCGACCAGUUCCAUAUACAGCAGCUCCCAUAGUUUCGGCAGAACUUGAACGUCUUCAACAUCUUGGAGUAAUUUCACCAAUUGAAUACUCACAGUCAGCGGUGCCAAUCGUAGUUGUAAGAAAGAAGAAUGGAAAAAUUCGUAUAUGUGCCGAUUAUUCUACAGGUCUAAAUGACGGUCUAGAGCCAAAUAAAUAUCCUCUUUCAACGCCUGACCAAAUAUUCUCCAAACUCGCUAAUAAGAAAGUCUUUAGCACAAUUGACCUAUCAGAUGCAUUUUUCCAGAUUCCAGUGGACCAAGAAUCUCAAAAACUGAUGGCUAUCAAUACUCACCUCGGCUUAUUUAAAGUACUUAGACUGCAGCAAGGUGUUAAAACAGCCCCUGGCAUUUUUCAACAGAUUGUUGACACAAUGCUUAGCGGAACCAAUAUCAUUGGGUUUAUUGAUGAUAUGAUCUGUUCGGGAAUUAAUGAAGAAGACCACAAAAUUCAACUGUUUAAAACCUUAGAGCGUAUUCAGGAUUAUGGAUUCAAACUUCGCUUCGAGAAAUGUAAGUUUGGAGAAACAUCUGUCGAGUUCUGCGGACACACGGUAGAUCAAUAUGGUAUCAGACCACAUCCAGGGAAACUUCGAUCAAUCCAAGAUCUCCCACCACCAACAAAUUUGCAACAAACACGAGCAUUUUUAGGAGCUGUAAAUUAUUAUGGGAAAUUCAUUAAAAGUAUGAAAAGCCUUCGCGGUCCUUUAGAUGAACUUUUAAAAAAAGAUAAGAAGUUUGAGUGGAAACAACAUCAUAAUGAAGCAUUCAACAAUAUUAAAAAUGUUUUAGCUUCUGAUCUAUGUCUCACGCACUUCGAUCCAGCAAAGAAAAUAAUUUUAGCUACUGAUGCAUCAGAAUACGGUAUGGGUGCAGUUCUCAUGCAUCAAUUUAAUGACGGAACGCUUCACCCAAUCAUGCACUACUCAUCUACAUUCAAUGCAGCGGAGCGGAAGUAUCCUCAAAUGCACAAGGAGGCUCGAGCUCUAGUGUUUGGAUUAAAAAAAUGUCACUAUUACAUUUCUGGUCGUCGCUUUACCAUUCAUAUCGACCACAAGCCACUUCUUGCUAUAUUCAACCCGAAAAAUGGCAUCCCGUUGUUUACAGCGGCUCGCCUGCAACGUUAUGCAACCACUAUUCUGUCAUACGACUUCUCUAUUGAAUACAUAAAUACUGACAGUUUUGAAUAUGCCGAUAUUAUUUCUCGACUAAUCGCAAACCAUGUAAAACCUGAUGAAGAUACCGUCAUAGCAUCUAUACAAUUAGAAGAAGACAAGGACCUGAAAAUCAAUUGUUUUGCGGUAGAAACAGCCACCAAACUUCCAAUCACUUUCACUAAUAUUCAAACAGCAACCAAAGCCUGCCAUACUCUCAAUAAGGUCACGUUCUACAUUCAAAAUGACUGCUGGCCUCAAAAGAGAAAACAAAUCACAGAUAAUGAAGUAGCGGCAUUUUUCCAGCAUCGACAUCAUCUUACGAUCCAACAACAGAGUAUUUUCUUUGGUGAGAGAAUUGUUAUUCCCAAAAUUUACUACCAGCAAGUCCUUGAAGAUCUCCAUAAUGGACAUCCAGGUGAGUGUCGUAUGAAACUUCUUGCUGCUACCAAAGUUUUUUGGCCAAACAUUAAUCUUGAUAUCGAACAUGUGGUCAGAACUUGUAACACAUGCGCUACAGCCUCAAAAAGUUCAAUGAAAUGUACUCCUCAACAGUGGAAAAUUCCUUCUGCACCAUGGAAACGAAUUCAUAUUGACUACGCUGGUCCAAUCGAUGGCAAUUACUUCCUUGUUAUCAUAGACGCUUUCAGUAAAUGGCCAGAAAUAUUCAAAACUUCAACUACUACUGCAGCUAAAACUAUUGAGUUCACUGAGAAAGCUUUUGCGCAACACGGCCUUUGUGACACGAUUGUUAGUGAUAAUGCUCCGCAAUUCAUCUCGCAGGAACUCAAAAAUUUUUGCGACUUCCAAGGAAUUAAUCACAUAUCUACAGCUCCAUACAAUCCACAAUCAAAUGGCCAAGCAGAACAGUUCGUUGACCUACUCAAAUCAGGACUUAAGAAGGCAAAGGGAAGUAUCGACAGAAAGCUCAACGAAUUCCUCACUUGUUAUCGAUACACACCAUCCUACAAUCUCGGUAUCAAAUCACCAUCUGAGCUCCUAAAUGGCAGAAAAAUGAAAAUUCGUCUUGACUGCAUUAAACAGCAAAAACCGGAAGGCGAAUUAGAAAAACAAAGUAAUCAGCAAGAGACAAAAUUAAAGCAGUUCAGCAUUGGAGAUAACGUUUACUAUAAACUUCAUUCCAAUAACAAUAAAUGGACUUGGAUACCUGCUGUAAUCAUAAAAAAACUUGGAGUAAUCAAUUAUGAAGUCAAAAUUGACCAGGAAAGUAAUGAUCGCGUUAUUAAAGCACAUGUAAACCAGCUGAAGUAUCGUUAUACAAAAAACGUACUAAAUGAACUGUUUGAAGUUCCAGAAUUCACGCAUACAGUUGAACCAUUCAUUGUUCCAAAUCGAACUUAUGUACCGGAAGAGAUUCUAUCCCCUCCUAUCGAGCAACAGACUAAUUCCAAUGAUGAUGUUAAUAGCAAUCAGGAAAUAUCGACGAUAACACGUUACAAAGAGUUAAGACGAUCUCAAAGGGCUACAAAGGGGCAUGCGCCACGUUGGCAUCAAGACUACCAACAAUAUUAA